AUGUCCGACUACCUUACCUUUUCCUCCGAGCCUUCAGGCCGUCAUGAGGGCAAAAAACAUAUUAUUAUAGUUGGCGCGGGUAUUAUUGGUGUUUGCACCGCCUACUACUUAGUGAAGCACCCCAAGUUUGAUCCCCAAAAGUACCAUAUCUCCUUGGUGGAAAGCAAGCGAGUGGCCGGUGGUGCUAGUGGUAAGGCUGGUGGCCUUUUGGCGCUUUGGGCUUUCCCACAACAGUUAGUGCCUCUUUCUUUUCAAUUGCAUCAGGAGCUUUCUGACUUGUAUGAUGGCGAAAACGUGUGGGAUUACAGAAGGCUUACUACAGUGUCCAUAGAGGGUGACAUAACAGGAUUUAUCCCAGAAGAAGAUGAGAGCAAUUCGGAAUCGGAGAAGCAGGUGACGCAGAGUGCGCUGCCCGACACUGAGUUCCCACCCAAGAAGACAUCUAAAGUCACCAGACAACGAGAUUCCAAGAAAUUGCCCACGGACUUGAACUGGAUCACAGAACAGUUCGUCAACCUGUGCUCCUCUUUGGGUGGUAAAGAUACCACCGCUCAGGUGCAUCCUUACAGAUUCACUAACUUCAUCUUGAAGAAGGCUGUUGAAGAUUCCAAUGGCGCCCUAGAACUUAUUCUCGGAAAAGUGAAUAAGAUUCUAUAUCUGAUGGAUACUGGUGUUGCCACAGGUAUCACAUACGAGCCAACGAGCGCCAAAAAGGACGUCCACGAGCCCGUGAGCUUAAAGGGUGAUCAAAUUGUUCUAUCCGUGGGUCCUUGGACGUCCAAGAUCCUCCCAGACUGCCCAAUCUCUGGCUUGAGAGCUCACUCUAUCACCAUUGCGCCACAUAAUGACCAGCGUGUGUCUCCAUACGCUAUCUUCACAGAAUACAAGGUUGGAAACAAGUAUGUGUCGCCUGAGAUAUACGCAAGAAAGGACGAGGUCUUUGUGUGCGGAGAAGGUGAUUCUGCCGUUGACGUGCCAGAGACGACGGACGAUGUUGAGGUGGUUAAGUCGAAGUGUGACGAUCUUUUCUCACAGGUAAGUAAGAUGUCUUCGAUGUUGCGCAAGGGAAGAAUUUUGAAGAGACAAGCUUGUUACUUACCUGUGUUGGACGUACCCUCGUCUAGUGGCCCAUUGAUUGGCGAGACCAAUGUGGACAAUCUUUUCUUAUGCUCCGGACACUCAUGUUGGGGUAUCAACAAUGCUCCAGGUAGUGGUAAGGUAAUGAGUGAACUUUUGUUAGACGGAAAGGCCAAACUGGCCAACAUCUCGACGCUAGAUCCGUCGCUUUAUUUCGAUGCAUCUGUUUUGGUCGAUGAAGAAGACGAUGCAGAGGAGAGGAAGGCGGAGCCCAACAUGUAA
Molecule: messenger RNA, 1359 nt
Organism: Candidozyma duobushaemuli
Lineage: Eukaryota; Fungi; Ascomycota; Pichiomycetes; Serinales; Metschnikowiaceae
Exons: 1
Coding region: 1-1359 (452 amino acids)
Biological process (GO): retrograde transport, endosome to Golgi
Cellular component (GO): cytoplasm; late endosome
Molecular function (GO): oxidoreductase activity
Source: RefSeq, a predicted model, not a curated record